AUGGAUUCCUGUCUGGAAACCAUCCGAAAUCUGCACGAAGAACGAGAACGCCUAAUCGAUUCCACCGUGAAGGAGAAGAUUGCAGAGAAGUUGACACACAAGGCAAAAGUGAACAGUGAGCUUCGAGUGAAGAAGUUUGUAGAUAGGUACCAUGAUGUGUCGGCAGAGCUGGCUAAAUUCUAUAAGGACGAGGACAACUCGAAAAGCAUUGAAAUGGAUGCUGUCUCUGGCCCAAACGAAUUCGCAGAGUUCUAUUCCAGACUGAAAGUUAUCAAAGAUGCUCACAGAAGAAAUCCAGAUGAGCUCGCAGAGCCUCUAACUGUAGAAUUUCAAAAGAUCAACGAUGAUAUCAUCAAUCCAGAGCGCGCCGAACCAGACAUGGUUGAGUUCAGUGACGAAGAAGCUUACGGUCGCUUCUUGGAUCUGCAUGCUCAAUACGACAAGUUCAUCAAUUUAAAAAAUAUCAAACGAGUGGACUAUAUGACCUACUUGCUCAACUUUGAGAAGUUCACAGAUAUUCCAAAGCAAACUACAAAGAAAACUGGCGCCUAUAAAGAGUAUGUGAAUUCACUGAAAGACUAUUUGGUGUCAUUCAUACAACGGACUCGUCCACUCCAUGACCUUGAGACAAUGUUCGCUGAGGUCGAUGGAACUAUUCAGAGAGCUUUUGAAGCUGGAAAUCUACCUGGUUGGGAGGCUGACAAGAGCAAAACUGCUCCAUCGCAAGCCGCAGCCGUUGAUUUGUCCCCAUAUAAUAGUGCCGAAGAGCUGGAAGGACUGGGGCUGGAGAGACUCAAAGGAGCACUAAUGGCUAUUGGAUUGAAAUGCGGUGGAACGCUUAAAGAGAGAGCAGAAAGACUUUUCGCCACUAAAGGACACAAGUUGUCGGAUCUGGAGAAGGCAGCCAUGGCUUCGAAUAACUCAGAAGUUGACAAGCAGAAGGCGAAGAACUUGGCUUUGGCGCAGACAGAGGGUCAUAUCAUGGCGAUGGCAGAGAUUCUGGCUGAAGAAAGAACUGGAACACGGGAGAAUGUCGAGAGAAAGCAAGCGAGAAGUGCCGGAGAGGUUGAGGAGGAAGAGGAGGAGGAAGUGGUCAUCGAGGAAGAGGAAGAGGUCGACGAGAGCGCUCCAUACAACCCGAAGAACUUGCCACUUGGUUGGGAUGGGAAGCCGAUUCCGUACUGGUUGUAUAAGCUUCACGGACUCAAUUUGUCGUAUUCUUGUGAAAUUUGUGGAAAUCAGACCUAUAAAGGACCCAAGGCCUUCCAGAAGCAUUUUAAUGAAUGGCGUCACUCCCACGGAAUGCGCUGCCUCGGGAUCCCAAACACCUCCCAUUUCGCGAACAUCACCAAAAUCAAAGACGCUCUGGACUUGUGGAACAAGCUGAAGACCGAAAAAGAAAUGGCGAAAUGGAAUCCGGACAUCGAUGAGGAGUACGAGGACUCCAGUGGAAACGUCGUCACUCGCAAGAUGUACGAGGAUCUCAAGAGACAGGGUCUCCUGUAG
This is a messenger RNA of Caenorhabditis briggsae, 1506 nucleotides long. Gene Ontology annotation, cellular component: spliceosomal complex; nucleus. Bases 1 to 1506 code for a protein of 501 amino acids. NCBI's taxonomy places the organism in Eukaryota, Metazoa, Nematoda, Chromadorea, Rhabditida, Rhabditidae. Gene Ontology annotation, biological process: mRNA splicing, via spliceosome. The transcript is spliced from 4 exons. Gene Ontology annotation, molecular function: zinc ion binding; RNA binding. The record is from RefSeq and is a predicted model, not a curated record.